Messenger RNA from Phytophthora nicotianae INRA-310, 783 nucleotides. RefSeq lists its product as hypothetical. The transcript has 2 exons. The record is from RefSeq and is a predicted model, not a curated record. NCBI's taxonomy places the organism in Eukaryota, Oomycota, Peronosporomycetes, Peronosporales, Peronosporaceae. Bases 1 to 783 code for a protein of 260 amino acids.
AUGGAAGUUGCAAGCACGAUAGAGAGGCUUGCGCGUUACGAAGAAACAAUGAAACGGAAUGCGGCGGCACAACGUCAGCCCAGUAGUGUGAAGAGAAGCAAGACGAAUUCGAAGACGCAAUAUGAUGCUAACGGCCGUAGUGAAGAUGCAAGAGCAUUCUACGCUGCUGUCGACGCCCCCUUUCUUCGGAUAUGCGGCAGUUGUGGAGAAUUGACCAAAUCGGAGCAAGCUGUAAUGAAACGCUUCAAUCCAGAUGCAGCUUUGUACAGCCCGCUUUGUAACAAUGAGGGCGAAUGUGAGAUUAUUCCGGAGGCAAUCGUGAGAGACGAAAGUAGCAGGACGUCUAUGGUCUGGCUGUGUCGUCGGUGCGAAAACUCGCUACGAAAGAAAGAAGUACCGAAAUUUUGCAAAGCUAGUGGUUUCCGGAUAGCUGGCGCAGACGCCGCAUCUCCGCGGCGUCCUCCCACCCGCGCCGAUCCUCCAUUCGAACGCGACGGUCCGGCUCCACUUGUUGACACGGCAGGGCAUGCUCGCCAUAUCGUCGACCGUAUUCUGAACCAAGCUGAUCCCCGCGCCCCGCCCACGGAUCGCGGCGCUCGACGCCGCGCCAAUCUGAUCCCCUCACAGCGCCGCUACUUGGUGCGCUGGUUGGGCCUCAUGCCGGAUAGCUGGGAGCCUCGUGACGUCCUCCUCGCUGAUGUUCCGGACUGCGUGGAGGCGUACGAGGCGGUCCUCGCACCGGUGACGGAUCGCGCUGAGGACGCGCCCGUCCGGCGCGCCUAG